AUUUCAUUUGGUGCUGUUCAGCUGUAAACUUCUCUCUUCGAAAAAAAAACCAUAAAUAAAAAUACAAAAAUUUAAUUAUUAACAUUUCUGUGCCAUUUUGAGUUGAAAAGUUUCUUUAAGAGAUUAAUUAGGCAGUGAAGCCAUGAAGCCCAAAAGUCCACGUAUUCGUCAAACACAAUCGACUGCCCUGCCCAAUGGGCCCAAGAACGUAUCGCCCAGGGCCCCGUACACCAAGUCCCUGGUUCCGGGUACACUGCAAAAGCGUCGCAGCAUUACACAGCGCAGCCCAAAAAAGAAGAACAAUGGCGUCUUCGACAAGAAGAACAACGAGCAGCUGCUGGGCAAAAUCCCACCCGGUGGACUGCUGACACCCUCAUCGUCGGACACCUCGCUGACCACCGCUGUGUCCCGCUCGGGUCAGCGCAGCUGCUUGGUCAUGCCAAAGGUCAUGAGCCUGCCCAAGCAGCCCACAGCUCCGACUCCCUAUCUAACGCUGAAGCGCCAGCAGACGGCGGCCAUGAUAAACUUCCAGGCGCGCAAAUCCGUCUCCCAAAUGGACUUCAAGGAGGCCCGUCGCACAGGCAACUAUCAGCUGGUGGCCCAUGUGCCCGCGCCGGGCAGCCAGGACAACCACCAGACGGCGGCCGAAGCUGGCUUGGAUGCGAGCAUGUCCAAGCUGCUGUUGCAGGAUGCGGCACUGAUGUCCGAGGCGCCCAAGGGACGGGUGAGCUUUGUGGUCAGCCCCGAUCAGGAUGCGCGCGUGGCCAGCCUGAAGAUCUUCAACACAAUAAUACUGCAUGCCUGGCGCAAGCGUCGCCAGAGCGUCCGUAAUAUCACGGAGCAAUUUGAGGACCAAAAGAAAAUCCUAAUGAAAACUCGCAAUCAGCUGCAUCUGUACACCUCGCUGUUCUCGGUGGAGCAGCGUCGCAACGGCACGCUGAACGAUCAGCUGCGGCAAUCGUACCGCGAGGCUGCCGAUACAAAGCUCUCCUACGAGGAGCUGCACCUGCAGCUGGCGAAGAUCAAGAGCGAGAAGCAGCAGCUCGACGAGCAGCUGAAACAGAAGGACCAGCAGAUCAAGAACCUCAAAGAGGUGCAGCAGUCAUUGAACAGCGAACUGUUUCGCGCCAAUGCCGACCAGCGGGAACAUUUGCAGCAAAUUGCCCAACUGCAGCGCGACUAUCAGGAGAGUUUGGGCAUCCAGCGUGAGCAGGCCAGUGACCUGGAGCUGGUCCAGAUCGAGAUAGAAAACUCGAUGAAGCUCAUCAAAGAGAUACACCAAGAAAUGGCAAAGACAGAGGCGCUCCAAAGCAACUCGGAGCAGAAGUACAACCAGCUGCUGGAUCACACCAAACAGCUGGAACACUCUGCUCAGGAGAUGAAGGAGCAGCUGGCCCUGCUGCAGAGCUGCCUGGCCGUCACCAUGGGGCAGCGCAUCCGCCAGUGCCUCGCCCAGCGACAGAUGUACCAGCAGGCCACCUACCGCAUGCUGCACUUUGUGGCUGACUAUGUGCUGCCCGGCAAUCCACCGCCGCCAUCCAUUCCACAGGCCAUCAAAAUGAUCAAGGAUCUAUUGUUUACCAAGGUGUCGGGCGAGGCGAAGGAUGAAAAUCAGGAUGAAAAGUCCAUAGACCUCCUGAAUGAAUCAGUAGAUAAUCCGGACACUUCCAAUUAAUAUUAAUACUUAUUUAUUUAUUUAAUGGUUAUCAUUUAUUUUGUUCUUUUGUUCUGGUUGUAGUUACUGUUUAAAUUCAUAUAUUUUGUUGUACAAUAAAUGUAACCAUUUACUGCC
Messenger RNA from Drosophila obscura, 1792 nucleotides. RefSeq lists its product as uncharacterized. The transcript is spliced from 4 exons. The coding region runs from base 143 to 1675 and encodes 510 amino acids. The record is from RefSeq and is a predicted model, not a curated record. Lineage: Eukaryota; Metazoa; Arthropoda; Insecta; Diptera; Drosophilidae.